AUGCUUCUUGAAAUGGAUGCAAAAACCCGAGACCAAGCCCAAAAACAUAGAAAAAGAAUGAAGACCAAGUUGACUCUGUUGUAUGAAGCUGAGGAGCUUCAGGAACACGCAUCCCAUUACACUACAUCUCAUUUCACUGCAUCCUAUUACACAACAUCCCAUCACACUGCAUCUCAUCACACUGCAUCCCAUCACACUGCAUCCCAUCACACUGCAUCCCAUCACACUGCAUCCAUCACACUCCAUCCCAUCACACUGCAUCCAUCACACUGCAUCCAUCACACUGCAUCUCAUCACACUGCAUCCCAUCACACUGCAUCCAUCACACUGCAUCCAUCACAGUGCAUCCAUCACACUGCAUCCCAUCACAAUGCAUCUCAUCACACCGCAUCCAUCACACCGCAUCCAUCACACUGCAUCCAUCACACACUGCAUCUCAUCACACAUCUCAUCACACUGCAUCCAUCACACCAUCCCAUCACACCGCAUCCCAUCACACUGCAUCCAUCACACUGCAUCCAUCACACCGCAUCCAUCACACCAUCCAUCACACUGCAUCUCAUCACACUGCAUCUCAUCACACUGCAUCCAACAAAAUGCAACCAUCACAGUGCAUCCAUCACACUGCAUCCAUCACAUUUCAUCCAUCACUCUGCCUCCAUCACACCCCAUCCCAUCCCACUGCCUCCCAUCACCCUGCAUCCAUCACACUGCAUCUCAUCACACUGCAUCCAUCAUACUGCAUCCAUCACACUGCAUCCAUCACACUGCAUCCAUCACACUGCAUCUCAUCACACUGCAUCUCAUCACACUGCAUCCCAUCACACUGCAUCCAUCACACUGCAUCCCAUCACACUGCAUCUCAUCACACUGCAUCUCAUCACACUGCAUCCCAUCACACUGCAUCUCAUCACACUGCAUCCCAUCACACUGCAUCCCAUCACACUGCAUCCCAUCACACUGCAUCCAUCACACUGCAUCCCAUCACACUGCAUCCCAUCACACUGCAUCCCUUCACACUGCAUCCAUCACACUGCAUCCCUUCACACUGCAUCCAUCACACUGCAUCCCAUCACACUGCAUCUCAUUAUACUGCAUCCCAUCAUAGUUCAGAACCAUUUGGCCUUCCUCAUCCCACCCAGACAGCAAAAACAACAAAUUGCCCCUGCGUUCUAA
This is a messenger RNA of Rattus rattus (black rat), 1176 nucleotides long. RefSeq names its product histidine-rich protein PFHRP-II-like. The record is from RefSeq and is a predicted model, not a curated record. Bases 1 to 1176 code for a protein of 391 amino acids. NCBI's taxonomy places the organism in Eukaryota, Metazoa, Chordata, Mammalia, Rodentia, Muridae. The transcript has 3 exons.